CUUUCACUCACGGGUGUGAGCGGACGAAACAGACGCUCGCCACUCUUGACUUCAGUCUACACGCGAGGCUGACUCUUUUUGCAACCACAAGGGAAUAUAAAAGAAAUAGAUAAUGGAAAAGAUAGGACGUUUGAAUUGUUUGAAGGUAGUAUUAAUUUUCGGGACAAUUACGAGUGCAUUAUUUUUUUAAGUUGGAUUUAAACAUUUGCAAAUUAUUCCACUGCAGGUUUAGAGUUUUUUUUUUUUUUAUGAUUAGUGCAUUUUUUAUUUUUGUUUUUUGCGAAGAAGCCCAUGAUGGACAACUUGACCACAGACAACGUGACAGCGGGGAAUGACACGUCUUCGUCGCAGCACAAUCAAACCUUGGGUGUGUGGUGCGACUACGCGCUUGAAUACAAGGCAGUCAGUGUGUUUUUGGUGUCCCUUAUUUGCGGAGUAGGCAUGGUGGGCAACAUAAUGGUCAUCCUGGUGGUGCUGACCACUAAACACAUGCGAACUCCCACUAACUGCUAUCUGGUGAGUCUGGCUGCAGCCGACUUAAUGGUGCUUAUUGCUGCCGGGCUGCCAAACAUCACCGACGCUCUGCACGGACAUUGGGUGUAUGGAUACGUGGGCUGCCUGGGGAUCACUUAUUUCCAAUAUUUGGGAAUUAACGCGUCCUCUUGUUCCAUCACAGCAUUCACGGUGGAGCGAUACAUCGCGAUCUGUCAUCCCAUUAAAGCGCAGUUCCUAUGUACUUUAUCCCGAGCUAAGAAGAUCAUCAUUCUGGUGUGGGCGCUCACGUCAAUGUAUUGCAUAAUGUGGCUCUUUUUGUCAGACACCCAAACUUUGGUAUAUGACAACGUUGAGCUCAUCAGCUGCGCGUACAAAGUAUCCAGGAGUCAAUAUCUGCCCAUUUACUUCAUAGACUUUGCAGUGUUUUACGUGCUGCCCCUAAUGCUGGCCACAGUUCUGUAUGGACUUAUCGCCAGGAUACUUUUUCUAAACCCGUUGCCUGCGGAUGCUAAGGACAUCACCAGCAAGUGGAGGAGAGGAACUAGUAAAGGGGAAAGAAGGAUCAUCAGUGCAUGCUCCUCCAGCAGCAGCACUGCUGCAUCUCGCAGACAGGUAACCAAAAUGCUGGCUGUGGUAGUGAUCCUGUUCGCCUUACUUUGGAUGCCCUAUCGUACCUUAGUAGUGGUCAACUCCUUCUUGGACAAGGCCUACCUGGACAAUUGGUUCUUGCUCUUCUGUCGCCUCUGCAUCUACUUGAACAGUGCCAUCAACCCGAUCAUCUACAACGUCAUGUCUCAGAAGUUCCGCACAGCCUUUAAAAAGCUGUGUCACUGCAGGCCUCAGCACAAGGAGAAACCUAAUUCAUGCAGCGUGGCGCUCACCUACAGUGUCAUCAAGGAUACAUCUAAUGGAGAAAGUCCUGACCACUUCACUACAGAAAUGGAAGAACUAAACACACCAAGUGACCACUUAGUGCCCAUUGGACGCCCGCCAAUUGCCAAUCAGAUGUUGUUUGAGGAGCACUCCCUACUGGAGAAAGGUGCUCAAACCUAGAAAUCGACAAAUUGGCAACAAACACAGUUGGCAAAUUAAUUUAUAAUCGUAUGUGAUUUCAUUGCAUUAAUAUGUAAGUGUCCACUGUUUGAUUUAAAAUAACAAGAUGCACAAACAAGUUCAUUAUCAUUAUUUUUAAUAAUUUAUAUCACUUUAUUACAGAUACAAAAUGUUAUUUUUUCGGCACACACAACAAUGUAGAUCAACGCAACUGCUUCCAUUAUUUUCUUUUUGACUGACUGACCCAUGCUAAGGUAAUUACCCCCAAAACAUCACUACAGUGAACCCACACUAUUUUCAAUGGAAAGGGAUCAAGCCUUGCAGCUCAUUUCAACUUGGCCUAAGACGCCACAAGAUGACAACAAAACAAUAUUUUGCAUGAGACGAGGCUUUGGCCUGAACACAAAAACAGCAAAUGAAUGCUAAUUUUCUGUGAAUAAAAAAGGAUAGUUUCCUGAAAAAAAAAGUGCUAACAGGGUAAUGUGAAAUGUGUGUGUGUGUUUCCAAGUGUGUCUUUAAAAAUAGACAAAUAUGAAUAUGUAAAAAAUAUAUAUAUAAACAACUACUGUUAUGACAGAUGUUUCUUGAAGGUGUAAAUAAUGGAGUAUAAAAAUCCCCAAUAUGAAAAAACAUUACUAAACAUUCUAGAACUUCAUAAAUAUACAUCAUAAAUAUAUAUGAGUGGUACAUGGGCCACCAAAACGGAACUCUGGCUAACACUCAAAAAAGCUUAUCGUCAGACCCUGCAUUGGCAUCCUCUCUGUCCUCAAACUGUUUAAGCAAACUGUGGAAAAUAUCAGACUGUGUAAAUAUUAGACUCAGCAAAAAGUAACAUGAUGAUUGGUCUACCAUCAUGAAAUCACUUUGCUUACUUUGAGUGACCCCCAGACAAAGCCUUAAUUCAAAUGAAAGCAAUUGUGCAGCACUAUUUUUUUUGUCUCACUUGAACCAAAUAAAAUAAAAUGCAUUGUAGUGAAACAUAACUUUUGUGUAGGAAGCACCUGUAAAAAAUGGACAAGAAUGUCAUACAAAAAGCACAACAUAAAGCAUAAACAUAUAUUUCAUGUUACUUAAGAAUGAUUUUAAAAAAAAAAAACAGAAGGCAUUCUCAUUGUUCUGGUGUUUCCUUUCUUUAGAUACAUUGUUUUGAUUGUGUCAGUGGAAAUAUUUGCAUGUCGUAAAAUAGGAACUUAGGGUUCAACUUUACAUAGAAAUUCCGACUAUCCUUUUGUAACAACAUGGUAAAGGUAGUAAAUGAAAAUGAGAGAAAAUAGUUAUGUCACCCUUUGGUGCAGACAGAGCUGCUGUCACAUGAUACACUGAGAUAACAGUUGUGGGAGUAUUUCAAACACAUUGCAGAGGCCAGCACUUCUCCGUGAUAUACAUGCUCAGCAAACCAAGGACUGGAUAUGUAAAUAGAUCUUGACAAAGUGCCACACUAAAGUAAACCGGUCGCAGCCUUUACUAGAUCUAUACUGCAUAGUUUGCUGUGCUCCAUCAGAAGGCACAAAAGCACUCAAGACAGAAUGAAUGCUGUGUGUUUUGAAUAUAAAGUGAUGUUUUGUUCUUAGUGCAUACUGUAAAGGUACUUAAAAUUUAGUUGUGAGGUAUAAUGUGGAAUUAAUUCAGUGUUGUGUUCUUCAAACAUGAGCUACUGAGUGCAUUUUGGGGAAAAUAAUAGCUUGAGCCAUUCUGCUAGUGUGUCUGCCGUUGUUUCAUGCCAGUCGGUGGAAGGCUAAAACUGCAUUGUUGGAGCCUUCGGUAUAAAGUAACUCUCAAUUUCUGCACUUGUAGUCAUGUUUCCCUGUUUUCUGUCGAAUCUGCUCUUUUGGAUAUGUCUUGUGAUGCACCUUUUUCAGCAUGAGCCUAUUUUGAUUUUGGUCUCAAAAUAGCUUCUUGUGCUCUUGCUAAUUGAUUAAAUGUCUUUAUUGUUUCUUGUAUUGUUGAAAAUGUAAUAAACAAAGACA
This is a messenger RNA of Syngnathus typhle (broad-nosed pipefish), 3515 nucleotides long. Its product is annotated as thyrotropin-releasing hormone receptor-like. Lineage: Eukaryota; Metazoa; Chordata; Actinopteri; Syngnathiformes; Syngnathidae. The coding region runs from base 292 to 1548 and encodes 418 amino acids. Gene Ontology annotation, biological process: phospholipase C-activating G protein-coupled receptor signaling pathway. The transcript is spliced from 2 exons. The record is from RefSeq and is a predicted model, not a curated record. Gene Ontology annotation, molecular function: thyrotropin-releasing hormone receptor activity. Gene Ontology annotation, cellular component: membrane.